Molecule: messenger RNA, 1003 nt
Organism: Chaetomium fimeti
Lineage: Eukaryota; Fungi; Ascomycota; Sordariomycetes; Sordariales; Chaetomiaceae
Exons: 2
Coding region: 357-812 (151 amino acids)
Source: RefSeq, a predicted model, not a curated record
GCAAAGGCUUUUUCUUGUGGCUCCCUACUCAAGGGACAGUUCGGGUCAUCAUUUGAUAGAGGUUCCCUUACGAAUACUACAUCGCCAUUGCCAAGGUUCUGUUGGCUUGUCCUCAGGACAGUUCGGGUCAUCGUUUGUACCGAUUCUUAGCAAUGCAGAGGUACAGAGUUCGAGAAUAGAACCUGAGCCUGUUGAAAACCUAGGACGGAGCGCACUGGUACUGUAUCAAGCCGAACGGGCGAUCAAGUAUAAAUAUGGUCUGUCCUCCACGUCUAACCAGGAGUUGAGGACCAAGCACGCCAGCAUCUGUUCACCAUUACAACUGCGAGCCAUCUUUCCAAACCAUCAUCUUCAACAUGCAUUACGCAAUCCUCAAGAAUGCCCUGAUCCUGGGCAUGGCAGCCUUUUCGAGCGCUCAGUUCAUGGAGCGAGACCAAUACUUCAAUGAAGCCCCCAAGGCCCGCGCCCACAUCGAUGCCGCUCGCACCCGGCACGGCAACAACCUGUCCGAUGCACAGGCGGCUGUUCUCAACCUCGCAGAUGACGUGGUGAACACCUUUGCCACAAAGAGGAUCCCUGAGCUUCUGACGAAGUGUGACGAGGCGUUCGGCAGCGAGGAGUGCAGACUCAUUCUCGGCGAUGCUUCCACCGAGUCUGCUGGUGGACUUGAGAAGCGGGCAACCUGCGGAUGCUCUACGGGUGCCGAUUACUGCGACGGGUCUUCGUCGUGCAACAGCAACGCCGCAUGCGAAUAUCAAGCUCGUGGAUGUGGACAUUUGUUUCUCAUGUACUGCAAUGGCGCGUGCCGUUAAUGGCACAAAACACAUGCCGUUGCCACGAAUGGCGCAGGGAUAUCGGCUCAUGUCCACUGGUAAGAGUCAGUAUCAGGAUCUCAGGUCUGAGCAGUGUUGUUGAGUGGAGCGUUUGAGUUGCGAUGCUGUUGGUCCGGAAACACAUGUCCCUAAGUAAUAGGUACCUAGCUUAUUGCAAUGCGUUGUGACUC